AUGUUAACAGCAGGUUCAGUUCAGCGGCUACAAAUAUCUAUGUUUCAAACACAGGAACAGGAGCAGGUGGACCUUUCGUCCUCUAUACAUACCGAGAACAUUUUCAAUUCAGAAUCGUCUGGUCCCGCAUAUCCGAACAUCCCACAAAUUAGUUCUGUUCACUCGUUUAUAGGUGCCAAAAGCUCUCUUCUUGCUGAUGCUGCUCCGAAUCAAUGUUUAUCAUUUGUGGACUCAGCAAAAGUUACAUCGUUUGACCAAUCAUUCCAUGGUUCACCAUCUUAUAAGCUAAAUUCUGCAAAACUAGCAGUUUCAUCGUCUGAGUACUUGUCAGUAGAAUCAUCCACAGAGGUAGACUCCACAAUUUCAUUGGAAGCACAAGUUGACCGCAAAAGACAAAAGAUUCAACCCGAACGACACAGCAAAACCGACAAUCUGAACCUCUUUUCUGACUUCGAUCUAUUGGCACCAGCGUUUCUUACCUACUACUUGCCAUUGUUUCGUGGAUGUAGCUCUGGAGGCAACAACAAACCCCCGAAAAAGCGAUCAAUUACUGGAACACAGUACGUUGCCGCCAGUUUGAGACUGGAAAGCAGUACCAUUGAGGACAUUUGCUUACCGAAAUGGAACGAGAACGAGCUCAAGGACAAUAGAAGAAUCAUCCGCAUAGAGAGAAGACAACAGGGAAAUGAAAUUGCAGCUUCCUUUUCAAUAGUUGGGUCUGCUUUAGAGAACCCACACACCAAACCUACACUGGAUCCUGACGUGGAAGUAUUAGAAGUCUCGUGCUUACGGUGUCUAGUCAAUUACGACGAGAUUGAUGACAAACAAACAGUGCAUGGAAGCCUUUUACACGAAGUUCAGUCUGAAUUCACCGAAAUACGGAAACAAGAAUCUACCGGGAAACGUAGCAGUUAUGCCUGUACGUCGAAUGGGACCUCCAUCGAAUGCCAGUACUACGUUACUAGUGUCGAAGUCAUCAAGAUAAUUGAGUUACUGGUGGGAAGCCAUUUAAUCCAAGAUCGCAAGCAGAGAAGAAAAGAAAGGGGCUGCAUAAGGUCAAAUUUGAUGCCCUUCUGGUCCAAACAUCUCAUCUCGUCAACCACAAACACCAUGAAGCGCCGUUCAGUGACAGCAUCUAACGAGAAUUAUAUUGCAGAGCUGGCCCAUCGUAUCAAGACAUAUGAAGUUCGGAGACCUCGAAAGGUCAAUAAGGAUCUCAGAAUUUUGGAAUGGUCAAAGCUUGGACCAGCUCUGCGGCGGGCUCUCCACAGCUAUUACGUAGCAGUGCCAAUUGAUAAAUUCAAAAAUAUAGCCAAGCCGACAAACACUAGCCUAGGCACCAUAAAGAUGGCAAUAGCUGGUAGAAGUGAGGUUUUGGAAACAGUCUUUAUAGCAAGACAAAGUCCGGUUGAACCAGAUGCUUGCUCAUCGAUUGCUAACGUCAGAAGGGAAUUGUGCGACGCUUGCACUGGCACACAGGCCAAUAUUGUGACUGAAAAGAUUCUUCUGACUACCAUAGCCGCGGACGCCGGAUCUACAAUUGUGGUGCCAGUGUGCGUUCCUUAA
Molecule: messenger RNA, 1566 nt
Organism: Komagataella phaffii GS115
Lineage: Eukaryota; Fungi; Ascomycota; Pichiomycetes; Pichiales; Pichiaceae
Exons: 2
Coding region: 1-1566 (521 amino acids)
Source: RefSeq, a predicted model, not a curated record